AAACCCCCAAAUUCUGUGACUAAGCUUGCCAUGUGGAUAAUUUAGUAUUUAUGUUAUUGUGGAGUGUUGAGAUUCAGCUCUGAAAUAGUAGCAUGUUUUAUUCAAGUCAAGAAUGUUGGAGCCAAUUACAAGAAUGGAGAGAAUAUCUGUAAGGGGAGAGUGUGUUAAUGAACCACAUAAGAUGGUCACAUUCGGUGUUGCCUUUCAUGUGUUUUCAUAUCUGCUGAAGCGAAGCAAGAAAAGUGCUGUGCUGGGGCAGUGUGCACGCAUGGCUUAGAGCUGAAUAGAUGUAAAUGGUUAAAAAGGGGUUCUUUGCUAGAGAGGAGGAGGGGAGAGUAAGAGUGCAUUCCCAAAAAAGUACAUUCCCAAAAUAAAAAGCUUACAUCAUGGACCUCUUCAGCUUUCCCACACUUCUUUCCUAAUUAUUGUCCUGCAGGACAGCUGAUCUAUUUCAAACAGGAAGCUGUUUACAGAUAACACUUGCAACUGUUUUGUCUGAUUUGUUGAACUGUCGAAAAGCAAAAGACAACCUCUUUUCAAAUUAAAAACUGUCAGACUUCUGUAAACAGCAGCAAUGAGGUUCAUCUGUGCAGUGUCCCUGCAGGCACAGAGCGUUCUGCAGUUCCCAUUUUCUCAGCAACCGUAAGGAGUCAGUGACCUGUAAGUGCUCAUUAUGAAGAGAGAUCUGGUUUUCUUGGUGACUCUAAUUAGCCUUGCCUUCCUGUCACUGCUAAGGUCUGGAUAUCCUCAACAUAUUGCAGAGGAGUCCUGCUCUGUUCAAAUUCUUGUUCCAGGCCUCAAAGGAGAGGCUGGAGAAAAGGGGGAGAAAGGUGCUCCAGGUCGUCCAGGCAGAGUUGGGCCUCCAGGAGAGAAAGGAGAAAUGGGGGACAAAGGACAAAAAGGCAGCAUGGGACGGCAUGGAAAAAUUGGUCCUAUUGGUUCAAAAGGUGAAAAAGGAGAUAAUGGUGACAUAGGACCACCAGGUCCUAAUGGUGACCCAGGCAUCCCCUGUGAGUGCAGCCAGCUAAGGAAGGCUAUUGGUGAAAUGGAUAUCCAAGUGGCCCAGCUGACAACAGAACUAAAAUUCAUAAAAAAUGCACUGCCCUCCCCCGCAGCUGUUGCUGGUGUGCGUGAGACAGAUAAUAAGAUCUAUCUGCUGGUGAAGGAAGAGAAGAGAUACAAGGAAGCCCAGCUCUACUGCCAUGGAAGAGGAGGGACCCUGAGCAUGCCCAAGGAUGAGACUGCCAACAAUCUCAUCGCUUCGUACAUCAACCAAGCCGGGCUCACCAGAGUUUUCAUUGGGAUUAACGACCUAGAGAAAGAGGGAAAUUUUGUCUAUUCUGACCGAUCGCCCAUGCAGACCUUCAACAAAUGGCGCAGUGGGGAGCCCAACAAUGCUUAUGAUGAGGAGGACUGUGUGGAGAUGGUGGCUUCUGGAGGGUGGAAUGAUGUUGCUUGUCAUAUUACCAUGUAUUUUGUGUGUGAAUUUGACAAAGAAAAUGUCUAAGCUUGUCUGCUCUUUCUUUUUUCUAAGAAAAGUUUUUAAGCCGAUUGUACAAGUUACCCCAUGUUUAUAGAGUACAAGUGAUAUUUUGCAAGUAUGUGGCAUCAGUGUUGUACAGCUGUAAAUACAAUUUAGGUAUUUCAAAUAUCAGUAUUUACCCUUCAGAAGGGAAGAGCAGUGAUAAGACAUAGCUUGUUUUUUCUGUAGGAAAAUAUAUGUAUUUAGAUAAAAAGGUGGUUUGGGGCUAAAUUCUGCCCUCACAACAGUUAACAAAUGUGAUUGCAUGACUGUAAGGGAAGGCACAAUUUGGCCUCUAGUUGUUAGAAUGAUUAUUUCUGAAGAAGUAGAUUCCCGAUAUUCUUUUAUCUUAGCAAAAUUUGUAGUUAUAAAUGUUAAUUGCUUGUAGUGCUAUAGGGAUGUUUCAGCAACAAGGCAAACAUUUUGUAUACUCCAGGUAGUAAUUAUAAAUAUUACUGUAAGUUUUUUGGAUGUGAAGAUGUUACAACAUUUUUUAUUUUAAAAACAGCCAAAGCAAACCAACAAAUCAGGAAUUCUACCAAUUUUGUAAUGUUUCUUUAUUAAGCUGUUCACAGAUGUAUGACAAGGAGGCACUUAAGUAAACUGUGUUUUAGUGCUGAGGGAGGAUAAAGUUCUUAUAAUUUAGUACUGAAAGAGGGAUCCCAGCCCAAUGGGUGUUUUGGUUUUGGGGUUGGCUAAAGGUAAAAGUAGGAUUUUGAUUUUCUGCAUUCUUUAGCUGGGAAUGAUUUAGUGCAUGAACUGUUUCAGGCCCCAAAUAAUUUCUUAAAGUAAAUGCGUUUCACAUUUGUAUAAGAUGAUCUUGGUGCAUCUUGUUACGAAACAAACAAAAUACCAGCCCUCCACAAUCUAAGGCAGACUUCAUAAAUAUACAACAAAUCUUGUAAAAAUGGUUUCACUAGUAGUUCCUUUUGGUAGGGAAACGGCUUACAUGUUUACUCAGAUUGUAAAGAUGACCCCCUGAAAAGCAGCAAAAGUUUCCAAAAUUUUCCUGGUUAUGUAUAUAGAAGUAAUAAGUAAUUUUGCGCAAAUAAUUUAUGUACCAAAUUUACAAUUGCAUGUGAUGGAAAAUGUGGUGUAUAUUUAAAAAAACCAACAAUGUAAUUUCACAAAGGAAAUGAUUAAUUACUUUGAAUCUUUGUAGGAGCCAGUUGCAUGACAUCUUAUCUUGCUGUUAGGCAUAGAAAGAUGACUGCAAAAUCUCUGACUGUGUUUUUUCAAGAAUACCUUGCAGAGUGUUUUAAGAUGAUUUUUAAGGAGAAAUGAUCCUUUGUAUAACAUAGUAAUCAAAAUACAUACCUGAUCAUUAUGGGAGAUUGGUCUACGGGAUAUCCACAGUGGAUAUGGCAUGUGGUCCCAGAGAUUUCCCUACAGCAAGGCAAGACCAACUCAUAUCAACUCUACAGUGCUGUGGUAUAUAAACUAUCAAUGACCAUACAAUUCUGUUCAUAUCCACAGAGUCUGACAAUAUUUGAUGCGAUGCUAUCAUUAUAUACCUAAGAAAAGAAACCAUUUUGCUUGCUAUAUUUACUCUGUGAAUUUGAAUCCAUUAUAUAUAUAAAUGUUUGCUAUUAAUUUUGAAGAUCAGUAGCAAAUUCCUAUAGUAUUUGAAUAUCAGCCCAGCUCCAGAGCAAUCACUCUAAGAAAUGAAUGGUCCUUUGAUUGCUUUAUUUUCUAAUAAAGGUAGGUAUGAUUCCUAUAUGUUAGGUGUUCUUCCAAGUGUAUACUGAAAUCUAUUAAAUAAUGUGAAUAUGGUUCUACGCUAAUAUUCAAAGACUCUUUACAGAAUUUGCAGGGAGCUAACAAUUCCAGUGGAGCAAUUUGUUUGGUUAGAAUAGCGCCUUUUGAAUAUCAUGAUUGUUUCCUGCCUUCUAUAGAAAUCCUCAGAAACCAUUUAAAUCCCCAACAUACUUUUGUAGAAUCAUUGUAGCUAUAUUAAACCAGUCCAAACCUGAGUUACAGAUAUCUAGAGCUCCCUCAUUAUGUAUGUGCUGAAGUUGCUAACUGUUUAUUUUUCACCCAGGUUUUGAAAAUCUCUGUUGUAAUGUUCGAUUUCCUCAGAAACAUGAAAAGAGGCCUUUUGAGGAGGUGGGAAGCUUUUUCAAAUGCCAAGUGCUCCUAUUUUAGCUGGAAGUCACACCACAGUUAUAAAGAUUGCCUUGAUGUGUAGAGCAUUUAAGCAGUCUCAAUUUCUAUUAAAAUUUAAGAUGAAAAAUAAAGGCAAUGGAAAAAACA
Molecule: messenger RNA, 3775 nt
Organism: Harpia harpyja (harpy eagle)
Lineage: Eukaryota; Metazoa; Chordata; Aves; Accipitriformes; Accipitridae
Gene: COLEC11
Product: collectin subfamily member 11
Exons: 7
Coding region: 674-1507 (277 amino acids)
Source: RefSeq, a predicted model, not a curated record